AGAAGCGCGAAGGGACCCCAAGAGGCCCCCAGACGUCCCUCCGUCGCCAUUUUGGCUCAAGCGAUUCCGAUCGAGGCUGUCACAUCACGCGACGGCCUUGUGAGUUGUCACCCCCUGUCAGACUUCAACUCGAUCAAGGAGCCCAUCCAACACAAUGCGUGAGGCGAUCUGCAUCCACAUUGGGCAGGCGGGUGUGCAGAUUGGCAAUGCAUGCUGGGAGCUUUUCUGCCUUGAGCACGGUAUCCAGCCCGACGGCCAGAUGCCCUCUGAUAAGACGAUCGGAGGCGGCGACGAUGCCUUCAACACGUUCUUCUCCGAGACUGGCGCCGGCAAGCACGUCCCCCGCUGUGUGAUGGUCGACCUAGAGCCCACUGUGGUCGAUGAAGUACGCACGGGUACAUACCGUCAGCUGUUCCACCCUGAGCAGCUCAUCUCGGGCAAGGAGGACGCCGCGAACAACUUCGCGCGAGGCCACUACACCAUCGGCAAGGAGAUCGUCGACCUCGUCCUGGAUCGGAUCAGGAAGUUGGCCGACAACUGCACUGGCCUCCAGGGCUUCAUGAUCUACAAUGCCGCUUCUACUCUUCCGGCAACCAACUGCGGGAAUCUCUGACGUGGGCCUCCCGGGCCCCAGCAGCGGGCCACGCCCCUCCGCCGUCGCCCGCCCCCGCCGACCGUGCCCCGCGCGCCCCUCGGGGCCCGACGGGGC
This is a messenger RNA of Prorocentrum cordatum, 709 nucleotides long. Lineage: Eukaryota; Dinophyceae; Prorocentrales; Prorocentraceae. The record is from the annotation of a GenBank genome assembly.